This is a messenger RNA of Acomys russatus (golden spiny mouse), 2346 nucleotides long. It is a transcript of the gene Mynn, whose product is annotated as myoneurin. The record is from RefSeq and is a predicted model, not a curated record. Bases 120 to 1955 code for a protein of 611 amino acids. Gene Ontology annotation, molecular function: protein binding; DNA-binding transcription factor activity, RNA polymerase II-specific; RNA polymerase II cis-regulatory region sequence-specific DNA binding. The transcript is spliced from 8 exons. Gene Ontology annotation, cellular component: nucleus. Gene Ontology annotation, biological process: regulation of transcription by RNA polymerase II. Lineage: Eukaryota; Metazoa; Chordata; Mammalia; Rodentia; Muridae.
GGACGAGAGAGAGGCGGAGCGUCGCAGUGACGUCCUCUCAAGAUGGCGGAGAGAGAGUGAAGAAACUGUUUCCUUUGGGCGGCUGCCGAUCCAGGGUAAAAUUCCAUUCUGAUAUCAAGAUGCAGUAUUCACACCACUGUGAGCACCUUUUAGAGAGACUGAACAAACAACGGGAAGCAGGAUUUCUUUGUGACUGUACCAUAGUCAUCGGAGAGUUCCAGUUUAAGGCGCAUAGGAAUGUGCUUGCAUCCUUCAGCGAGUACUUUGGUGCCAUCUACAGAAGCACUUCCGAGAACAAUGUUUUUCUUGACCAGAGUCAGGUGAAAGCUGAUGGAUUUCAGAAACUGUUGGAGUUUAUAUAUACGGGAACUUUAAAUCUCGACAGUUGGAAUGUUAAAGAGAUUCAUCAGGCUGCUGACUAUCUCAAAGUAGAAGAAGUAGUAACUAAAUGUAAAAUAAAGAUGGAAGAUUUUGCUUUUAUUGCUAGUCCCUCUUCUACAGAAAUAUCUAGUAUUACUGGAAACAUCGAAUUGAAUCAACAGACCUGUCUUCUUACUCUGCGAGACUAUAACAACCGGGAGAAAUCAGAAGUCUCCACAGACUUAGUGCAGGCAAGUCCUAAACAAAAAGCAUUGACAAAGAAAUCAUCUCAAAGUAAGAAGAAGAAAAAGGCUUUCAAUUCCCAGAAAGCAGGGCAGAGUAAAGUGGUGCAGUACGGCAGUGACAUUUUAGACAGUGCACCUGUUGACUUACUGCUAGAUACAACUAAGCUGUCCUCACCUGUAGUUGAACAAGUCAUCCAAGGGAAUGAUAAUUCAGAACUCGAGUUGACCUCAGUUGUGGAAAAUACUUUUCCAGCACAAGAUAUUGUGCAAACGGUUACAGUCAAACGGAAACGUGGAAAGCCACAGUCACACUGUGCUCUGAAAGAACACUCCAUGUCUAAUAUAGCCAGUGUGAAGAAGAGUGCGUAUGAGCUGGAGAGCGCUGGGGAGGAGCUGGAGCCUCGGUAUUCCAAGGCCAAGCCAGUGUGCAACACAUGUGGGAAGGUCUUUUCCGAAGCCAGCAGCCUGAGAAGGCACAUGAGGAUACAUAAAGGGGUCAAACCUUACGUCUGCCACUUGUGUGGAAAGGCGUUCACCCAGUGCAACCAGUUGAAAACACACGUCAGAACUCACACAGGGGAAAGGCCAUACAAAUGUGAGCUGUGUGAUAAAGGGUUUGCUCAGAAGUGCCAGCUGGUCUUCCAUAGUCGCAUGCAUCAUGGUGAGGAGAAACCCUAUAAAUGUGAUGUGUGCAAUUUACAAUUUGCAACUUCUAGCAACCUCAAGAUUCAUGCAAGGAAGCACAGUGGAGAAAAGCCAUAUGUUUGUGAUAGAUGUGGGCAGAGAUUUGCCCAAGCCAGCACACUGACCUACCAUGUCCGCAGGCAUACUGGAGAAAAGCCUUAUGUGUGCGACACCUGUGGGAAGGCAUUUGCUGUGUCUAGCUCUCUUAUUACUCAUUCUCGGAAACAUACAGGUGAAAAACCAUACAUAUGUGGUAUUUGUGGGAAAAGUUUUAUUUCCUCAGGAGAGCUCAGCAAACACUUUCGAUCCCAUACAGGAGAACGACCAUUUAUCUGUGAAUUAUGUGGGAAUUCUUACACAGACAUUAAAAAUUUAAAGAAGCAUAAAUCAAAGGUCCAUUCUGGCGCAGAUAACGCCCCAGACUGCAGUGCAGAGGACCAUGCUGUGAGCGAGCGUGAUUCCAUACAAAGAAGCCCCUUGCCAGAAACGCUGGAUGUGAAGCCGGCUGAGAUGGCUCUACCCUUAGCGCUGCCGCUUGGAAGUGAGGACCACCAUAUGCUCCUGCCUGUCGCAGACAGCCAUUCUCCGACAUCAGAUGCGCUGCUGAGGUCAGCUGUGAAUGGAUAUUCGGAACCACAGUUGAUUUUUUUACAACAGUUAUAUUGACUCUGAAGACAUGGAAUUGCUGAGACAUCCCUGGCAGUAAACUUGACCAUCUCUGGUAAGGUGCAUACUCGUAUCCCGGUCACUUGAGAUGUGUAGCCAUUAUUUCUUAUGCACAGAAGUAAAAGCACCUGAAACUGCAUCUGCCAGUGCUUGUUUGGAUUGUUGGCUAUAUUGUAAACAGUCAGCCUCUCAAGGAGCGACUCCACUGUGGUGGCACUAAUCUAGAUGGGUGAGUUCUACACACUGUUAAAGCUGCCUUAACUCCAUUUUUGUUUUGCAUUUCAGACUUAAUUUGUUCCUGAGGUAGAACCUGACCUGUGGGGUUUUGUUGUCUUGUUCUCUCCUCACGUUUAAGCAAAACCUACAGUAAUGUCAACUUGAAAGCGUUUCU